CUUUAUCAGACUGCAGACUUUGAGAGUGUACAGGCAUCACGUCCAUCAGAGGGGGAAAAGGGAGCCUUGAAGUGUAAUUCCUGACUCUACCUGGUUGGAAGAGCAAUCACCGAAACAUCACCAUGUCAGGUGCAAAUGCCACAGAGAAUACCACAUCAUACGAUUACAGCUCUUACAAUUAUGGCAACAUAGAUGGCUUCUCUCCUGACGACAUAACCGAUGUGAAGGACUUCAGCCAAGUGUUUCUGACAUUUCUCUACAGUUUGGUUUUCAUCCUGGGCUUCAUAGGUAAUGGACUAGUGGUGUGUGUCCUGGUGAAGCACCGCAACCAGAGCAACUUGACAGACAUCUGCCUCUUCAACCUGGCUCUCUCCGACCUCCUCUUCAUCUUCACGCUGCCUUUCUACACUCACUAUGCCAGGGUCAGCCAGUGGAUAUUUGGAGGCUUCAUGUGCCGUUUAAUCUCCGGCUCUCACCAGACUGGCUUCUUCAGCAGUAUCUUCUUCAUGGUCGCCAUGACAAUGGACCGCUACAUGAUCAUCGUGCACGCUCACAGGGUUACACGUUAUCGCACGAUGAGGGCAGCCAUCACUCUGACCGUGCUCGUUUGGAUGCUGAGCUUGUUUGUGUCUCUGCCGGAUUUUAUCUUCACAGAAGCAAUGACAAAUGAUUCAGAGUCCCACGGGUUCGAGUGUGACUAUCCCCAGGAGAGCAAAGUCUGGGAGCGCUAUGACCUGUUCACCAUAAAUGUGCUGGGUCUCGUGAUUCCAUUGUUGGUGAUGGUAGGUUGCUACUCCAGGAUCAUCCCCACGCUGGUGACCAUGAGGACCACAAAGAAGCACCGCAUAGUCAAGCUGAUCAUCUGUAUAGUGGUUGUAUUUUUCUUGCUCUGGGCCCCAUACAACAUUUCCCGUUUCUUGAAGUUUCUUCAGGAAGAAAACAAAAUCCCACGCAAUAAAAUCUGGGACCAAAACUUAAGGAUGUCAAUAACAGUGACCGAGGCUUUUGCUUAUACUCACUGCUGCCUGAAUCCCAUCAUAUACGCUUUUGUGGGACAGAAGUUCACGAGAAGAGCCUUGCAGCUGCUGAAAAGGUUGGUGCCUGGUUACACCAGAGAUUUGUCCGACAGCUCAUUCAGGAGAAGCUCGGUUAUGUCCAGGUCCUCUGAAGUCACCUCCAGUAUUAAACUGUAGAACGUGGAGGGCAGUUGUAAUUAGUUUGGCAUCAAUGUUUCACCCUGUUACUGCAGACCAUGUCUUUUUCUUUUUGCAGUG
Molecule: messenger RNA, 1274 nt
Organism: Archocentrus centrarchus (flier cichlid)
Lineage: Eukaryota; Metazoa; Chordata; Actinopteri; Cichliformes; Cichlidae
Product: C-C chemokine receptor type 2-like
Exons: 3
Coding region: 123-1193 (356 amino acids)
Biological process (GO): immune response; cell chemotaxis; G protein-coupled receptor signaling pathway
Cellular component (GO): external side of plasma membrane; membrane
Molecular function (GO): C-C chemokine receptor activity; C-C chemokine binding
Source: RefSeq, a predicted model, not a curated record